Astrephomene gubernaculifera is the source of this 1576-nucleotide messenger RNA. Lineage: Eukaryota; Viridiplantae; Chlorophyta; Chlorophyceae; Chlamydomonadales; Astrephomenaceae. The record is from the annotation of a GenBank genome assembly.
CGCUCCUUUCCUAGGUAUCUAACAUAACGUUCGUAGCCUUGAUACCUCAUUUUCAUUGAUACGUCACCUACCUUUAAAGAUCCAUUGCGGCGUUAACUUCUCCAGCAGCUUGUCCACAGACCUGACUUUAGAGUUCUUCUUCUGACUUGAAAGAUGGCUCAACAUCAGGAUUGCCGCAUGUAUGAAGAGAAAUAUCCAGAAGUCGACGAUGUAGUCAUGGUGCAGGUCAAGUCGAUAGCGGAGAUGGGCGCCUACGUUUCGCUGCUGGAGUACAAUGGCAUUGAGGGCAUGAUCCUUCUGUCAGAGCUUUCCCGGCGGCGCAUCCGCUCGAUUACGAAGCUGAUUAAGGUUGGCCGGCAAGAGCCAGUCAUGGUGCUUCGUGUGGAUAAAGAGAAGGGUUACAUCGAUCUCUCGAAGAGGCGUGUGUCGCCAGAGGACGUGGCAAAGUGCGAGGAGCGGUACAACAAGUCAAAGCUGGUGCACUCCAUCAUGCGCCACGUGGCGGAGACCACGGGGCGAGACCUCGAGGCGCUAUACGAUAACAUCGCGUGGCCGCUGUACCGGUUGUACGGGCACGCGUUCGACGCGUUUAAGACCAUGGUCUCAGACGAGGGCGAUGCCAUCUUCAAGCGCCUCGAGGAGGACAAGGGAGCCGCCGCGACGCAGCUGCUCUCGCCGGAGGUGCGUGAGGCGCUCCUAAAGAACAUCAAGCGCCGCAUGACGCCGCAGCCGCUCAAGAUCCGUGCCGAUGUGGAGAUGACGUGCUUCCAGUACGACGGCAUCGAGCACAUUAAGGCGGCCAUCCGCGCGGCUGAGGCGCAGAGCACGGAGGAGUGCCCUGUGAAGAUGAAGCUGGUGGCGCCGCCGCUCUACGUGCUCACCACGCAGACGUUGGAAAAGAACAAGGGCAUUGAGGUGCUCACUGCAGCGUGCGAGGCUUGCCAAAAGUCCAUCGAGUCGAACCGCGGCAAGCUGGUCGUGAAGGAGGCGGCCCGCGCCGUCAGCGAGCGCGACGACCGGCUGCUCAGCGAGAAGAUGGAGCAGCUGGAGGCGGCCAACGCGGAGGUGGAUGGAGACGACGAGAGCGAGGAGGAGGAGGACGUGGGCAUGGGCGACAUCGAUGUGGAGGCGGGCCCCGCGUUUGUGGAGGUAUAAGGCUGCGGCUGCAGGAUGAAACGCAGCUGAAUUGUUGCAUGCGACUGCAGCGGCUGUGGAGCAGGAGAUUCGCGUGCAGGCGCAGAGUGCGACCUGCCGCGCAGGUUUCCUUUGCAGGAGGGCUGUCUGGAAUCCGUAGGCGAUGCACGGGCGUGGGUACGCAUGGGUGAGGAGUAACUGCACCAAAUGGACAGAUAGGGUCCUGUGACCGCCUUGAUGGCGGGGAAGUAGGGUGCGUGGAUUACACCAUCUCAGGGUGUCGCAUGGUCGGUGUGGCUUGCUGCGAGUGAGUUCGAGUAGGGCUUUGUUAACCGGACGUUUUGGAGGAAAGGUGUGCUGGAUGCCACUAAGCACGGAGCCUGGGCGAUGCCAAGAGAGGCGUUGCGUUCCUUUCGGUCAGUCAUGUAAAUGCUGAUUUCUG